Helicoverpa zea (corn earworm) is the source of this 4850-nucleotide messenger RNA. Its product is annotated as thiamin pyrophosphokinase 1. Lineage: Eukaryota; Metazoa; Arthropoda; Insecta; Lepidoptera; Noctuidae. The transcript has 7 exons. Gene Ontology annotation, molecular function: thiamine binding; ATP binding; thiamine diphosphokinase activity. The record is from RefSeq and is a predicted model, not a curated record. Gene Ontology annotation, biological process: thiamine diphosphate biosynthetic process; thiamine metabolic process. Bases 245 to 1129 code for a protein of 294 amino acids.
AGAAAACUAAACUAUAAUUUCUAUCUGUUUCUAUCCUAUCUCAAUGGUUCCGCCACUGACAGCAGAUGCAUUUUAAAUUGAAAUCUAACUGGCAACACUGAGAAAAUUCAAAAUCAAUAAAUCGAAUAGUGCGAUCGCGGAAGAGAUUUUUUCGAUAUUUCACUUAAAAUUCCAAAAACAGGAUAUCAAAUCAUUGUCUUAGUUCAGUGCUUGCAUCAACAAAUACCUGGAGCAUCUCGUCGUCAUGGCUACUAACGGGGGUGUCGGUGAAGCGGGUAAAAAUAUUACUCCGCAGUGUAUGCUGCCCGGCGGUUGUUUGGGAAAGACUCGUGCCGUCAAGUGCUGGAAAUGGGAUGUUGACCAACUAAUAAUGAACAAAGUAUUGGGAAACAUUGAGUAUGGUGUUCUUAUUUUGAAUCGGCCAAUAACCCAAAACCCUGGAUUUAUAAAGAGGUUGUGGAAUAAAGCAUCCGUUAGGAUGACCGUCGACGGUGGCACUAAGCAGUGGGAUAAGUUCCUGAGCAACUUUUCAGAUGAGACAAAGACUACCAUCCAGGAUCCGGAUCUCAUUACAGGAGACUUUGACUCCAUCACUGAUGAAAUAUUAGAGAAAUAUAAACAGAAAGGUUGUAAGAUCAUUCACACACCAGAUCAGAACUACACCGACUUCACAAAAGCUCUGCUGGAACUCAACAUACAUAGCAACAUGGUGGGAGUGCAGUUGACCCACGUCAUUGCUAUAGCUCAAACCUCUGGCCGACUGGACCAAAUCCUAGGCAACAUUCAGACCCUCUUCCUCGUAAGGGACAAGUUUCUGGUCGGUCCAAACACAAAUGUGUUUCUCAUGUCUGAUGACUGUAUCUCUUGGCUGCUGCACCCUGGAGACCACGUGAUCUAUAUUCCAGAGGAGUCUAGGCAGCAUAAGAGGGCAUGGUGUUCGCUGGUGCCAGUUGGUGAAACCUGCCAGCGUGUCACUUCUACUGGACUUAAGUGGAAUCUUGAUAACCAGCCUCUGCGCUUCGGUGGAAUAGUAAGCACUUCAAACACAUUUGAUGGAUCACAAAAGGUGACUGUUAAAUGCAGCCAUACUCUGCUGUGGUCCAUGAGAGUACCCAGUAUUUCUACUUAAAAUGGAUAAAAUAUGGGUAUAACAGUAUUUCCAACCAGUAAAUAUCAUAGAUUCGGUGUCUAUAAACUGCUGGCAAUUUUACAGCUGUUUAAUAUAAACAUAAACUUUUGUACUAUCUGUCCUUUAGUAGAAUUUACAAUUCAUACAUUUGAUUAAAAAAAAUAGGUCAAGUGCGUGUCGAUUUGGUGAAGAAGUUGGGGUAUAUAAUAUCAUCACUUGGCUAGCCUUACCCAACUCUGUUGAGGUCGGCUCCCAGUCGAACCAGGCACAGCAGUCGUACCUACUAGAAUUUUUUCCUAAACCCAGUUACCUGGGCUACGAUACCCCUUGGUAAGACUGGCUGUCAGACUUCUUCCGACUACCCUUAACGCCUUGGGAUGUUGUGGUGAUAAGAUGUUGGGGUCGGUCUAUUAUGCCAUAGAACAAAGUAUGUUUUCGGCAUACAACGCGGUGAUUAUUGAUCUAUGUAUCUAUUACGGUGAACAUAAUUCCCUUAUUCUUCAUAUAACUGUGCCAUGUAAUGUACUUACUGAAUGUUCUUUAAGAAUAUAGGUAUACGAAUUGCUCUCAUAUUUUAAUCGAUACUAGUGUGUGAUGCAAGGUUAGAAUAUUUGAAUUUUAGGAGGUUGAGAUGGUCAUUGUUUUAUCAGUCGUGAAAUAAAUAAAAAAACAAAUAGUUUUUUCAAAACUCUAUACUUACAAGAAACUUUGGAAUAGCACAUCCUAGCACAUGUUAGUACUUAAGUUAAUAUAAAUGCAUCGUAGGUAGUUACGUUUCCUAUUCCUGGUUUUAUAAGGUGCUUCUCUUUCAUGCGUCGGAAACAAAAACCUUCAAAAGUUUUCCUUAAACUGCCCAAAAUGGUUCCAUUGACGGUUAGUUCAACCAGUCGAAAUGCGUAGGCGUUCAAAUAAACAGGAAAAUGGCCAGGAAAAAUUAUGACUUGCCCUCCUAACGUGUUACAAACGCUUCAAAUCUUAAUCCACAAAACCAGAGACGGAUUCACAAGCUUCAUUUUUUUUCUGUAGGGGUUUGAAAGUUUGUUAAUAACAAAACUUUCAAAACGUCAGGUAAAACUAUAAGAUACAUAAAACUAUUGGUGAUUGCAUAUAGAGGCUACACAACUAAUAUUUACAAAUAUCUACAGGCUACUAAACUACUAAGAAUAUGGGCAUUAUUUCAAUCGCUGUUUCCCUUUGAACACUGUUAUUUAAGCGUAUGCAAUAUUGUGUACAGAAAUAUGAUCACGAGAAUUAUUCGAUAAAUUACUGGCAACAAAUGCAGAUCCAACCUGAGAGCGGUUUCCACAAAUUCUCUUAUUGAUGUAUACCGCGCGUUUGUAUUACAAACAUUAGGCAAGAAUACGCGCUGAUUAAUCGUGCCAAAAAUAUCCCUAUACCGCGUCGUAAACACCUUAUAAUUUGUUUUUAUUCCUACAUUGAUCAAAAAUGGCUGGACCGUUUGUAAACAUUGGUUUGGUGAGAACAGAGUUCGCGUUAGGACGAUAUUGAUAAUCAACGCUGUAAAUCGGUAAUUGUGACUAUACCAAUAUUAGAUAGAGGUCAUUGCGAGGUUUUUGAUUUAAUAAUGUACUCUUGCCAAUUUAGGAAAAGAAGUGUAAUUUUAUAUCCUCAAUAAAAAAAAAAAUUAGCCUCUUGCAUGACGACCUACAUCGAUUCUUGGAAGUAAUAAGAUAUCCAAUAGACACAGCAAAGGCACUAUUGUAUUUUAGAUAUUAUUAUACUUUUGUCUUAAUAGUUGUUAUAAGCUGUCAAGAUAUAAUCUCCCAUUGUUUUAUUUUACGACUGGUGAACAAUGACGUGCGACGAGUAAAUAACUGCAUUAGUAUGAAAGGAAGAAUUGUAGGAAUAUCACUAAAGUGAAUCGCUAUCAUUCAUGUCGUGGGAACGAUCGUAAAUAUCCGAGUAAUUUUAUUGUAUACGUAAAUUACGAAUUAUAAUUGUGAUGGUAUUUAAAAUUGUAUAAUGAAAAUUUGUUAUUUUGAUAUUACUUGUUAUUUAUUAUGAAUUUCGAUACCUAUAUUUCAUUGUGAAAUGAUCUGACAAUUGUCUGUAUUGGUGCAGAUUUUCAUUUUAGAAAGCGUAGAAAUUAUUCUGUUUACUUUUAAAUGUCUACGAGUGUAGUUACAUUAACACAUAAUGACGACAAGUACAUCAUAAUUUAUUAUCAUUUCUUACCAUAAAUAGUUGGGCAAUAUCAGUCUCUUGCAAGACCGUAUUGAUAUUUUAAGUAAGUUCAUAUAUUUUGCAUUGUUGUUUGUUUUAUGCAAUAUUCGGAGUGCCAAUGUGAACGUGAAAAAUGUUAGAUCCAACUUUCGUUUUUUUUAAGUUCUUAUAUGGGUUGGAAUAAUGAAGUCUGAGACCGUGAUAUUUUAAUUGUUUGUCUUGUGAUUAAUUGCAGGCUAUAUUUUGUAUUGAUAGCACAACAUUGCCAAAACACAACGCUCACCAAAUAAGUUUACCUAUUAGUUUACUUUACCCCUUCUACCUCGGAUGUUGUUAAUUAAAGUUCCUUGUUUAGUUUAGUUCAUUAUUUAGUUGGGUUGAAAUGUGAUGUAGUUUAUAAUUUAGGGAAUUUUAUGUGAUAAAUGUUUUUUUGUUAAUCGCAGUUUGUUUUGCUAGUUAGCUUCGAGCUUUCUAAGCACACAUACUCAAAGCAGGGAAACCAAUGUUUUCAAGAUUAACACCUUAUCUACUGGAGAUAAAGUUGAAAAUGCCAUGAUAGAUUUUUCACGGCGGUAGUGUUUCGGAGCUAACCAGCAAAAUGUAAACUAAGAUUGGACAUAGUUAUAAUUUAAUAGUGACAUGUCAUCUACCUUAUAUUGGUCAAUAGUUAGUUUCUGUGUUUAUUAAAAAAUCUCAAAUAAUUAGUAGCAAUUAGUAGCAAUCAAAUAAUAAAAAAUAUUCCAAGGCGAUAUUGUAAUUUAAUCGUAUAAUAUUAAUUGUACGUAUAAAAUAUGAAAUCACGGUGUCUUCUAUGUAUGCUCAAAAUGAAACUUAAUAUGUCUUUUUGAGCUCGUAAACGUUAAACGUAUUUCAUACAACACUGUAGUUGUCUGCAUAUGUUAAUUAACUUAUAGUCAAUUUUUGAUCACGUAUAUCAUUAAUCAAUAAUAUUCAAUAAAUGUACUUAGAUGAAUUUACAAAUCAAACUUAUAGUUGUAUUCCCUCUUAACAUGUCGUCGAAUUAAUUAAAAACGUUUAUGCGAACUUUUUAACAAAUAUCCUGAGACAUUUAGAUAAUUUCCAUUUAUAUUUAAAAUGGUAUAUUCUUAAAGAAAAUGAAAACAAACUGCAUAAAAACUGCAAGCUCGCAUAUUUUGUAAGGUUCGCAUAAAACCUCCAUUACGUUUUACUGACUUAAUCCAAAGACAAGAAAUAGGUACUUAUGUGUUUUGUUAUAAUCUACAGUUUCGCCUAAAUCAUCUGCUCACUGUUAUUUUUUAAUUUAUUUAGAUAAUGUUAUUUUUAAAGGCUACUGCGAAUUAUUGUGUAAACCAUGAAUGGAUGUCCAAAUCGAUUUUCAAUACUGUUUUACACAAUCAUAAUCGCAUCUGGCCAUAGUUGAUAUUUAGAAAAAAUAUUACCUAAUAUGUAAUUUUACAAUUCUGUUGGUGAUGUAUAUUUUUUAAUUAUGUACUUAUACAAUAUUUAUUAACGAAUGUACUUAUCUUCAAUAAAUUAUACAAAAUUUAGACAAAAA